Limanda limanda (common dab) is the source of this 1229-nucleotide messenger RNA. It is a transcript of the gene tmem177, whose product is annotated as transmembrane protein 177. NCBI's taxonomy places the organism in Eukaryota, Metazoa, Chordata, Actinopteri, Pleuronectiformes, Pleuronectidae. The transcript has 3 exons. The record is from RefSeq and is a predicted model, not a curated record. The coding region runs from base 113 to 1045 and encodes 310 amino acids.
UGCCUCUGUGUGGAGCUGAGCUGCGGCUGCCCUUGUGAAGAUGUCCACAACUUAUCCUGCCUAUUGACUUCUGCAUCACCUUAGUUACAUUUAACAAGGACAGAAUCGUGACAUGGCGUCUCAGUUCCUCAAGUACGCGGUGCUUCUUCAGAAGUACCGCACCCCCCUGCUGGUGGUGAGCUGUGGGGGGGUGUUUGCAGCCAAUAUGCUGUACCAUGUCUUCCCUGGCAAGUCCUACCGCCCGCUGUACCAGGCCUGGUACAAAGGAGAGCCGGUCACACUGUCGGAGAAGCUGGAGGGGGUUUUCCAGCAGGUGUUAAAGGAUUAUGGUAUCAGCUCAACCAAGAACUUUUCCUGCUUUGCCUCCUUCGGGUUCCAUCCUGUCGGCGCCGGUGUUCCUUGGCUCCCUGCAGGGGCACAGAUUGGAAUCCCAGCAAACUUCAACAGCACCACCGAUGACUUGAGUGGCAUCACCAACCGCAGCAUUUUCAUCAACGGCCAAACGGUGGACUGGAGCAGUGAUACCGGCUCUGCGCUAAAAGGAGCACUGGUGUUUUCCCCUGAGGCACAGAAGUUUGCCAUGGCACGGGAGGUGGCCCGUCUGCAGUCCGGAGGACCGGUUCUGAAUGCUGCUGUGGCCCCGGUCUGCCUGGGGGGGGUUUGGGUUUACAGUGUCCUUUUGAAGCAGGUGUUGGGGAUCCACGCCGGGCCCCUGCUGUUUCGCGGCGCCGCGAACGUUCUGGCGCUCGGCUUUGGUGCCGUGUCUUACCUCCUCACCUCGGAUGCUGUCAGCCAGUGGAUUGACUACAGCUCAGACAGACGUGCUGCCAGGUUGUCACAUGAUUAUGCCAAAGGAGGGGUAGAGUUCUAUGAUAAGAUUCUGAGCAGAAACAAAACUUUGCGCACUCUGAUGGGUCAGAAGGGAGAGGAGAUGUAUGCUUCCAGUGGAAACUUGUUUCCUGCUCACCUCCAUCGGCUGAAACACACAUCGUACACAUCGAGGAGGGACGGGAUCCUCUCUCUGCUCAACAAGGAGAAAGUUUGAAAGGAGACAGGAGGGGGGCUGUUGUGAUUAGAAUUAAUAAAUCAAUGUCUCCGGGGCUCACAGGAACAACUGUAUUGAUUAAUGUGAAUUGUAAAUGUCUCUGAAUAGACUGUAGAGACUUACAGGGGUCUCAAAGCUCUUUUUUAGAAGUAACAAACAGGCCAAAUAAAUUAUUAUGCUUCUC